Messenger RNA from Synchiropus splendidus (mandarinfish), 809 nucleotides. RefSeq names its product FEV transcription factor, ETS family member (gene fev). Gene Ontology annotation, biological process: cell differentiation; regulation of transcription by RNA polymerase II. The record is from RefSeq and is a predicted model, not a curated record. Lineage: Eukaryota; Metazoa; Chordata; Actinopteri; Syngnathiformes; Callionymidae. Bases 1 to 645 code for a protein of 214 amino acids. The transcript has 3 exons. Gene Ontology annotation, molecular function: DNA-binding transcription factor activity, RNA polymerase II-specific; sequence-specific DNA binding. Gene Ontology annotation, cellular component: nucleus.
AUGAGACAGGAGACUGGAGGAAAGCUCAUGUUCAACAUGUAUCUCCCAGAUCCAGCAGACAAUCUGUUGAAAGACAGCAAAGGAGCAUCAUGGGGCCCCAUCAACGGCGGAGUACAGAAAGGCAGCGGUCAGAUCCAGCUGUGGCAGUUCCUGCUGGAGCUCCUCUCCGACAGCGCCAACAUGUCCUGCAUCGCCUGGGAAGGAACGAACGGCGAGUUCAAGCUCAUCGACCCGGACGAGGUCGCCCGGCGGUGGGGGGAGCGCAAGAGCAAACCCAACAUGAACUACGACAAACUGAGCCGAGCCUUGCGCUAUUACUACGACAAGAACAUCAUGACCAAGGUCCACGGGAAGCGCUACGCUUACAAAUUCGAUUUCCACGGCCUGGCCCAAGUGUGCCAGCCGUCCACCACCGAACAGGCCCUCUACAAGUUCCAGGGAAACUUCUCCCCGAUACCCUUCUCCGGGAUUUCCAAGCUCAACCUGGUGGCUCCCGGAGUCGGCCCGUCCGGGUUCUCCUACUGGCCCGCCUCUCCAUCUGCGGCCCUGUAUCACAGCCACAACCUGCAGCCGCCGGGGGCCUUCGGCGCCGUGUCCCCCUCCCACAUCAGCUGUGUCAACAACAUCACCAACCAUUACACCUGACUGGAGGCCGCCACGUCACGUGGCACGGCGCAAACACCGUUACUGUUUGGCAGUGAAAUGACGCUCCAACUGCGUUGAGGGUUUUUUUUGUUUUGUUUUUGUAACGAAUGUAAUACACCUUCAACGGCUUCAAAUGUAUUUCGUCAACAAUCGACACGACAUUU